Molecule: messenger RNA, 3713 nt
Organism: Struthio camelus australis
Lineage: Eukaryota; Metazoa; Chordata; Aves; Struthioniformes; Struthionidae
Source: RefSeq, a predicted model, not a curated record
GCGGCGGCGGCGGGGCCGGGCCGAGGCGCUCCGGGAACGGGGUUUUGUGCAGCCCCAGGUAUCGCCCUGCGCCUUCCCCGCUUCAGAGAUGCGCGCCAGUCGGCCUCUCCUGUCCUGAGUUCUCAGACAUCGCUCCGGUCCGUUCUGGUCAGACCUCCUUUAUCUUCUGUCAUCUUUGCCGUUGGAUCCGUACGGGCAGUCCACUUCCCAGGCUGACGGAAGAAAUCAUUAUAGGUUUGGUGCGCUGGAAGUAUGGAAUCAAUCUCUAUGAUGGGAAGUCCUAAGAACCACAAUGAAACUUUUUUACCAAACGUUGCCAAUGGCAUCAAGGAUGCCAGUAAGAUCACAAUAGGCAUCAUUGGAAGUGGAGACUUUGCCAAGUCAUUGACCAUUAGGCUCAUCAGAUGUGGGUACCACGUGGUUGUGGGAAGCAGAAACCCUAAACUUGCUGCCGAGUUCUUUCCUCAUGUGGUUGAUGUCACUCAUCAUGAAGAUGCAGUAGCAAAAACAAACAUCAUUUUUGUAGCCAUACACAGAGAACAUUAUGCUUCUUUGUGGGACCUCAAGCAUUUACUUGCUGGUAAAAUUCUGGUUGAUGUCAGCAACAAUGCAAGAGUAGACCAGUAUCCAGAUUCCAAUGCAGAGUACUUGGCAUCACUUUUCCCAGAUUCCCUGAUCGUCAAAGGAUUCAAUGUUGUUUCAGCUUGGUCAUUGCAGUUAGGACCAAAGGAUGCCAGCAGACAGGUCUAUAUAUGCAGUAACAAUGUUCCAGCUCGCCAUCAAGUUAUUGAGCUUGCCCGGCAGCUCAAUUUUAUUCCUAUUGAUUUGGGGGCGUUGUCAUCUUCAAGGGAGAUUGAAAACUUACCGCUACGACUGUUCACACUGUGGAAGGGACCGGUAGUGAUGGCCAUCAGCCUGGCAACAUUUUUCUUCAUCUACUCCUUUAUCAGAGAUGUAAUACAUCCAUAUGUGAGAAAUCAGCAGAGUGACUUUUACAAGAUCCCCAUUGAGAUUGUGAACAAGACUCUACCAAUUGUUGCUAUCACUUUACUCUCUCUAGUAUAUUUAUCAGGACUUAUUGCAGCUGCUUAUCAGCUUUACUACGGUACUAAGUAUAGGCGAUUUCCACCUUGGUUGGAGAGCUGGCUGCAAUGUCGAAAGCAGCUCGGACUGCUGAGCUUUUUCUUUGCCACAGUGCAUGUGGCAUACAGCCUCUGCUUACCUAUGAGGAGAUCAGAGCGAUACUUGUUCCUCAACAUGGCAUAUCAACAGGUUCAUGCAAAUGUUGAAAAUUCUUGGAAUGAGGAAGAAGUGUGGCGAAUUGAAAUGUAUAUCUCCUUUGGAAUAAUGAGUCUUGGACUGCUUUCUUUGCUGGCAGUAACUUCAAUCCCUUCAGUAAACAGUGCCUUAAACUGGAGGGAGUUCAGUUUUAUUCAGUCUACACUUGGAUAUGUUGCUCUGCUCAUAAGUACUUUCCAUGUACUGAUUUACGGGUGGAAAAGAGCCUUUGAAGAAGAAUACUACAGAUUUUAUACACCACCAAGUUUUGUUCUUGCCCUUGUUCUGCCUUCCAUUGUAAUUCUAGGUAAGAUCAUUUUACUUCUGCCAUGUAUAAGCAGGAAACUGAGAAGAAUUAGAAGAGGAUGGGAGAAGAGCCAUAUUAUGAACGAAGCAAGUGGGUCUGUUUCACAUCUCUCCCCAGAAAGGAUAACUGUGAUGUGAUGAUUGACUAGUAUUUGUUAGCACUGUUGUAGAUGGUUAGGUGUGUGUGUGCGUGUUUGUUUUGGUCUUAAAGUUGUAUUUUCAGGAAUUUAUCUAAUGUAUGAGUAAAGUCACUGUGGACUUGCUUGGCAUAUAGUACAAGCUCUCAAUCAAACUAUGAGGAAUUUAUAACUGAAAAACUACUAAUUCAGAUAACUACAAAAAUAUUUUUAUUUUAAAUUAUAGAGGGCAGAUGAUAACAAAGUCAGAAUUUUUUAAUGCUCUUUUGCACAGUUUUAUCACAAAAAUAUUUUAUUAUAACCAUGCUUUCCAGAUAUUUCUUUGACUCAGAGCACGUGUGCCAGAGUGCUGUUUAUUAAUACCACACUUCCUGGGCAGUGUUUCUUUUAUUAAAACUAUACUUUUUGGUUAGUGACUUGAGAAUAUGGACUGAAAGAGUUAAUAAUUCAGGAAAUAAUCAGGUUUUGAAACAACAAAAUAAUCUGUAAUGAUGUAUUGCACAUGUACAGUAUAUUUAUGUUUGUGUGGUUUUACACCAUUCUGUGAUUUGAGGAGGUAAGAAAAUUUCAAUUAUGGUCUAAUUAUGCACCUUGUAACCAAAAUGUAUUAUGCUAAUAGGGACUUUUUUUUCAAAGUAUCACAUAGAUUUUUAGACCUUUGAUGUCUCUUUAUUUGCAUAUGAGUCACAAAGGAAAAUUCAAAACAGUGUUAUACAAGUGUAGAAGGACUUUUAGGUACAAGCAACUAACUUUUGCUUUUAGAACGAUUUGGAAAUGCCAGGAUAUAUUAUAAAAGAAAAACAUACUGAUAAGUCUGCAACAAUAAAAAUCCAUUCUCACGGUGAAAUUUCCAGUAUCUUGAUACAACGGGAAAGCAUCACGAUACUCGUAUUCCUUAUGUUUCUACACUGGAGUUUCAGUUAUUGUAUAUGAAUUUCCCAGAGUCUGUCUUAAAAUCUUAGUAUCUUUUUGUGCAAAUACAAUCUUCUAUUUUUAUAUAAAAGUCUUAACCUGUACAACAAGUAUCUGUGGGAUAUGCCUGAAUUUUUGAGAAACAAUAUUCUUAUACCUCAGAGCUUUACAUAGAUGACUCCCGAAAAUGAAAAUUUACUUCUAAAACUUGGCAUUCCCCUUUCCUGUGGGGUUCGAAAGAACAUUCAAAAUUACUUAUUACUACUAAUUUAUCAGGUUGUAUUUAUCUCUAAACAAAAUAGCCAAACUCAACUCAUAUACUUUCAGGCUACUCCUGCUAAAUCAGUGAAACCUUCCUUCCAGUGAAGGAGAAUGUACAUUUGGUCCUGAUUUUCUUUACUUGUAUGCAAUUAUGUUUUUCUUGCCUAUUUUUGCACUGUUUAGGAUCUCUAACUUAAUUUAGCUGAAGCUCCACUUAUUGUUUAUUUGUUUGCAAGAAUUUGUCAUCACAUGAUACAUGUCAGAAAUAUAGACCGCUUAAGCAUGAGUUUACCCUUGAACAUCACUAGUCCUGUAAAUCUCAUUACAACUGUUUACAAUGAAACCAGUAGCUCUACUGAACAAGAAUAGAAUCAAACUCUGCCCUCAGUUACACCAGCCUAAAGGUAAAGAAUUCAUGUUAGUUAUUCUUAAUUUCAUUUCAAACUCACAAUACCUGCUACAAUUUUAUUUUCAUUGUAGUAUACAUAUUCCCCAAACUUAUACAUCAGGCCUGUUUAUAUUUAGAGUCUAUUGCAGUCAAGAGACAUUUGGACUUUUUUUUUGUCAAGCACAUGCAAAUCCAAAGAUGAAAUUUUCUAAGUCACACAUAAUAAAAUAUUUGCAUAAAUACAUAAUAAAAAACAUGGUAAAAUAUUUGCAUAAAUACAUAAUAAAAAACAUGGUAAAAUAUUUGCAUGCGAAAUUAAAACAUUGGUUUUAAAUGUCUUUAAACAUACUUUGUAUGUGAAUGAGAGGUCAGUAAAUUCAUUUUUAAUUGAAAAUGGAGGUUUGUGAAAAUAUUUUGUGGAAAAAAUAUCA